AUGUCUUUCCAGAGCCGGCCGCAAGACAUCUUCGGCCCCAACACGCCGUGUAGCCUUGAUACAUGCCCGAUAGCGUGGUCCAUGUUUGGCUACCGGCCGUCGCUGGCGGCCAACGUCGUGUUCUUGGUGCUUUUCGCCGUCAUCGGCGCCGCGCACGCGUACCUGGGCGUGCGUUGGCGCAGCUGGGGCUUCAUGACGGGCAUGCUGCUCGGCUGCGUGGCCGAGAUCCUGGGCUACGUGGGCCGCAUCAUGAUGUGGCACAAUCCAUUCUCCUACUACGGCUUCAUGGUUCAAAUCAUCUGCCUCACGAUCGCGCCCGUCUUCUUCACCGCGUCCAUCUACGUCACCCUCUCCAAGACCAUCGUCCACUUCGCGCCCGACCUGUCGCGCGUGCGCCCGCCGUCGCUCUUCUACUGGAUCUUCAUCCCCUUCGACGUCGCCUGCCUGGUGCUGCAGGCCAUCGGCGGCGCGCUCUCCACCACGGAGCGCGACGGCCGCCGCACCGGCGUGCACAUCUCCAUGGCCGGCCUGAUCCUGCAGGUGGUCGUGCUAGCGGCCUUUGCGGCGCUCUUCGCCGACUACGUGGCGCGGCUGGCGCGGUCGGGCCGCGCGCGCGCGGAGCUCGCGGCCUGGCGGAGCGUGGCUUUCUUCGCGGCGCUCGCGGCGGCGUGCGUGUUCAUCUUGGCGCGCUGUGCGUUCCGCGUGGCGGAGCUCAAGGAUGGGUAUGGGGGGAAGCUGUUCCGCGAGGAGGUGCCGUUCAUCGUGCUCGAGGGCGUCAUGGUGGUGCUGGCGGGCGUGGCGCUGCUGUUUGGAAGCCCGGGGUUAGUGUUUGACAAGCCGGGGGCGGUGCGUGGGAAGAAUGGAAAUUCGAUGAGCGAGGAGGGCGGCAUGUCGAUGGAGGAGUAUGAUGGAGAGGGGUUUGGGAGAGCUGACGGGAGGUAG
Messenger RNA from Cordyceps fumosorosea ARSEF 2679, 942 nucleotides. Its product is annotated as RTA1 like protein. Gene Ontology annotation, cellular component: plasma membrane; fungal-type vacuole. The record is from RefSeq and is a predicted model, not a curated record. The transcript is spliced from 2 exons. Bases 1 to 942 code for a protein of 313 amino acids. Lineage: Eukaryota; Fungi; Ascomycota; Sordariomycetes; Hypocreales; Cordycipitaceae.